This is a messenger RNA of Fonsecaea nubica, 582 nucleotides long. Its product is annotated as GTP-binding protein rhoA. Lineage: Eukaryota; Fungi; Ascomycota; Eurotiomycetes; Chaetothyriales; Herpotrichiellaceae. Bases 1 to 582 code for a protein of 193 amino acids. Gene Ontology annotation, molecular function: GTPase activity; GTP binding. The record is from RefSeq and is a predicted model, not a curated record. Gene Ontology annotation, biological process: small GTPase-mediated signal transduction. The transcript is spliced from 5 exons.
AUGGCUGAGAUCCGUCGCAAGCUCGUCAUCGUUGGCGAUGGUGCCUGUGGGAAAACUUGUUUGUUGAUUGUCUUUUCCAAGGGCACAUUCCCUGAGGUCUACGUCCCCACUGUCUUUGAAAACUACGUUGCCGAUGUCGAGGUCGAUGGAAAACACGUCGAAUUAGCCCUAUGGGAUACGGCUGGCCAAGAAGAUUACGACCGUCUUCGACCUCUAUCCUACCCGGACUCUCAUGUGAUCCUCAUUUGCUUUGCUAUCGACUCCCCCGACUCGCUUGAUAACGUUCAGGAAAAGUGGAUUUCCGAGGUCCUUCACUUCUGCCAAGGUCUUCGUAUCAUCCUCGUCGGUUGCAAGUGCGAUCUGCGACACGACCCCAAGACCAUUGAAGAGCUGGCAAAGACAUCUCAGAAGCCUGUCACCCCGGAACAGGGUGAGGAGGUGCGCAAGAAGAUUGGUGCCUACAAAUACCUCGAGUGCUCGGCCAAGACCAAUCAGGGUGUCCGCGAAGUCUUCGAGUCUGCCACCCGUGCCGCCCUGUUGACCCGCAAGAGCGGAAAGAGCAAGAAGUGCUUGAUCUUGUAG